AUGUCGGAGGAUUUAGCGCCGAUGGGACCGAAGCCUUCGCUGCACCGUGCGAUCUUGAAGCCAGUAGCAUCGUCAGCGGUGGCGGCAAGUACGGGUGCUGCUUAUGAUACACCGGAGGGUGGUGUGGUAGAGGACCUACGUUUAGAAUUUGGGAGUCCGGCUAAGAUGGUGGAGUUUCUAGCUACACAUCCACGGAUCCGAUUCGUGGAUAUCUGUUUCAAUGAUCCGAUAGGUCAGUGGCACCAUUGCACUUUUUCAGCGGAGUUCAUUACGGAAGAGAACUUGAGGGCAGGGUAUGGUUUUGACGCGUCUUCCAUUCCGAUGUUCGAGAAGAUUGAGAACAGCGACUUCGUGAUGGUACCUGACGUGAGCACGUGUUUCCUGGACCCAUUUGCGCACUUCCCGACACUCCAAUGUGUAGCGGACAUAGCAACACCACUGGGGUCAGACUAUGAGAAGUGUCCACGUCGUGUAUUAAAGCGAGCUGUGGACUAUCUCCGUAAGUCGGGCGCGGGUGAGAAGGUUUAUUUUGGACCGGAAGCUGAAUUCUUUGUCUUCAACGACGCUGAGUUCUACGUCAACGAGAACUGUGUCGGUUAUUCCCUCAACGGUGAUGAAGCUUACUGGAACGGGAAGGGCGGGGACCACAACCUGGCACAUCGAGCACAGAAGAAACAGGGCUAUAUGACUUCACGACCAAUGGAUCGCAUGGCCAACCUGCGUUCGGAAAUGCUGCUGGUGUUGCAGCAGCUCGGCAUCAACACGGAGAAACACCACCACGAAGUGGCUACUUGCCAAAUGGAACUGAAUGUGCACUCGGACGACGCCCUCCGAGCCGCCGACCAUCUCAUGAUGCUUAAAUACGUGGUUCGGAAUGUCGCUAACCGGCGUGGGAAAACGGCCACCUUCAUGCCGAAGCCGUUGGCGUGCGAUAACGGUUCUGGGAUGCACUGCAAUCAAUCAGUGUGGAAGAACGGCGAAAACGUCUUCUUCGACCCGGAAGGCAAGUUCAUGGAGCUGUCCGACCUAGCUGUCCACUACAUGGCCGGUAUAUUGCACCACUGCAAAGCCCUCCUCGCCUUCUCCUGUCCCACCACCAACUCUUACAAACGCCUCGUGCCCGACUUCGAGGCACCCGUACAUAUCACAUACUCUGCCGGGAAUAGAUCCACCGCUAUUAGGGUCCCAAGUUUUGCCUCCAAGAACAGCAAACGCAUCGAAUUCAGAAUGCCCGACGCGUCCUGCUCACCAUACCUAGCCUUCGCCUCCCAGGUCAUGGCCGGCCUCGACGGCAUACAAAGAAAACUUGAACUACCCCUCAUGGGCUCAGGAAACCUCUUCGACGAAAAUAACCCCUGCCUCAAAUAUAUAGAAAGAGCACCACACUCAUUGGAAGGAGCCCUCGAUGCCCUCCAAAAGGACCACGACUUCCUCCUACAGGGAGCCGUCUUCAGCGAAAACUUCAUCCAGUCAUUCAUCAAAUUCAAAAGAAAGGAAUCCUCACAAAUGAACGGACAUCCACAUCCCAGAGAAUUCCAACUCUACUACGGCAUCUAG
Molecule: messenger RNA, 1557 nt
Organism: Gregarina niphandrodes
Lineage: Eukaryota; Apicomplexa; Conoidasida; Eugregarinorida; Gregarinidae
Product: glutamine synthetase
Exons: 1
Coding region: 1-1557 (518 amino acids)
Biological process (GO): nitrogen utilization
Cellular component (GO): membrane; cytoplasm
Molecular function (GO): glutamine synthetase activity
Source: RefSeq, a predicted model, not a curated record